This is a messenger RNA of Paramecium tetraurelia, 900 nucleotides long. RefSeq lists its product as uncharacterized. Gene Ontology annotation, molecular function: protein kinase activity; ATP binding. Gene Ontology annotation, cellular component: spindle pole centrosome; spindle microtubule; chromosome passenger complex. Lineage: Eukaryota; Ciliophora; Oligohymenophorea; Peniculida; Parameciidae. The record is from RefSeq and is a predicted model, not a curated record. Gene Ontology annotation, biological process: mitotic spindle organization; protein phosphorylation; regulation of cytokinesis. The transcript is spliced from 4 exons.
AUGGAUUAAUUGGAAGCAUUGUUAGUCAAGAGUCCAACUAAUCAAUAUAUAAUAUAUAACAAGAUCCUGGGAAGAGGAGCAUAUGGAGUUGUUUUACUUAGUAAGCAGAUCAAAUAAUAAUAAUUUUAUGCAAUCAAAAUAAUUUCCAAAACAGUCUUAGCUAAGAUUAAUGGAGCCUACAAUAUGAGAUAAGAAAUAUUGUUUCUUUCAAAAUUGCAACAUCCUAAUAUUAUAAAAAUGUAUGAAACUUUUGAAGAUGAAAACUAUUUUUAUAUAGUGUUGGAAUACUGUUCCAAAGGAAAUUUAUUUUUAUUACUUAAAGAAUAAGGAGCGUUUCCUGAAGAAAAGGCUUUUAAAUACUUCAAUUAAAUUUUGUAAGCAAUAUAAUUUAUGCAUAAAAGAUAAAUUAUCCAUAGAGAUUUAAAAUUGGCAAACAUUUUAUUAACAUAAGACGAUAAUAUAAAGAUUUGCGAUUUUAAUUGGGCAACAGAAUUAAUUGAUGGGCAAGCUGAUCCAGUACUUUGUGGAACUGUUGACUAGAUGCCACCAGAAGUUUCUUCCUUUAGUUUUCAUGAUACAAAAUUGGAUAUUUGGAGUUUAGGAGUUUUAUUAUAUGAAAUGUUACAUAAUAGUCUUCCAAUAAUAUCUUUUGUGACUGAAUUGUCAUUCGGACGACAUGUCAGCGAAGAAGCAAUAGACUUAAUAAAAGAUUUAAUGAACCUAGAAAAAUCUUAAAGACCAGCAGUAAGUGAAAUCUAUUCUUACAAAUGGAUGAAAAAUAACCUUGCUAAAUUAAAAAUCUAAUCUACGAUUUAAAGUUCACGUGUGACUCCAAGACAUUCAAAAUAAAAUAGUUUGGAUCUGAAAGAUAUAAGUAAAUGUAUCAGAACUGAAAAUUGA